AUGUACCAGUUCUCACUGGACGCCUACAUCAGCCUCUUCGUGCUCAGCAUUGACAAGAGCCACCGCAGCAACAAGCUGGAGGACCGCAUCGAUUACCUGAACGAGUACCACACCUACGCCGUGUACAGGUACACCUGCCGCACCCUCUUUGAGCGCCACAAGCUGCUAUUCAGUUUCCAGAUGUGUGCCAAGAUCCUGGAGACCUCGGGCAAGCUCAACAUGGACGAGUACAACUUCUUUCUCCGUGGAGGCCUGCACCCACGCCCAUACUGCUUUUGCUUGGCGAAACCAGCCCUGUUGUUGGAUCCUGCUGUCCUGUCCCUGUGCGGCCCGAGGCCAAGCCUGGCUGGAGAAAACCCUCCCACACCGAGUGGACUCGCUCUAAAUCUGUUAGACACAACUGCCAGAUGGCGGCACCACGUUUCCCUGGGCGGUGCCUCUCCACCCCCCCAACGAUGCACACUUCACCUCCCGUCCAGAUUAGCUAAUAGCUGAUAGCCUCCCAGUGCUCCCCAACCC
Messenger RNA from Suricata suricatta (meerkat), 519 nucleotides. RefSeq names its product dynein heavy chain 2, axonemal-like. Gene Ontology annotation, biological process: microtubule-based movement. The coding region runs from base 1 to 495 and encodes 164 amino acids. NCBI's taxonomy places the organism in Eukaryota, Metazoa, Chordata, Mammalia, Carnivora, Herpestidae. The record is from RefSeq and is a predicted model, not a curated record. Gene Ontology annotation, cellular component: dynein complex. Gene Ontology annotation, molecular function: dynein intermediate chain binding; dynein light intermediate chain binding; minus-end-directed microtubule motor activity. The transcript is spliced from 3 exons.